Hirundo rustica (Barn swallow) is the source of this 1590-nucleotide messenger RNA. It is a transcript of the gene UBE2E1, whose product is annotated as ubiquitin conjugating enzyme E2 E1. The record is from RefSeq and is a predicted model, not a curated record. Gene Ontology annotation, molecular function: ubiquitin conjugating enzyme activity. Gene Ontology annotation, biological process: protein polyubiquitination. The coding region runs from base 194 to 775 and encodes 193 amino acids. The transcript is spliced from 6 exons. NCBI's taxonomy places the organism in Eukaryota, Metazoa, Chordata, Aves, Passeriformes, Hirundinidae. Gene Ontology annotation, cellular component: nucleus.
GCCCCGCCGCCCCCCAGCCCCGCUCGGCGGUGGGGGAGGCAGCCAGGGAAGCCAUUGCCUGUUUAAUAGUUGCUGUUGCAGCACUUCCGCUUCUCUCCCAGCGAGAGAGACACGAGUGGCCAGGCCCAGCCGCACCGAGGAGGAGCAGCCAGACACAAAGGGAGAGGUUGGGGUGUGUGGUGGGGGGGUCGCUAUGUCGGAUGACGAUUCGAGGGCCAGCACCAGCUCCUCCUCAUCUUCAUCCUCCAACCAACAGACAGAGAAAGAGACAAGCACGCCUAAGAAGAAGGAAAGCAAAGUCAGCAUGAGUAAAAACUCUAAACUGCUAUCUACCAGUGCCAAAAGGAUUCAGAAGGAAUUGGCUGACAUCACCUUAGAUCCACCUCCCAACUGCAGUGCUGGCCCCAAAGGUGAUAACAUCUAUGAAUGGAGAUCAACCAUUCUAGGACCUCCAGGUUCAGUCUAUGAGGGAGGUGUUUUCUUCCUUGACAUCACAUUUACACCAGAAUAUCCCUUCAAGCCUCCAAAGGUAACGUUCCGGACAAGGAUCUACCACUGUAACAUUAACAGCCAAGGCGUCAUCUGCCUGGACAUUUUAAAAGACAACUGGAGUCCAGCGUUAACCAUUUCUAAAGUUCUCCUCUCCAUCUGCUCCCUCCUCACAGACUGUAACCCCGCUGAUCCCCUGGUUGGAAGCAUUGCCACUCAGUAUAUGACUAACAGAGCAGAGCAUGACAGAAUGGCCAGACAAUGGACCAAAAGAUACGCUACAUAAAUUGGAUUUUCAUCAAACUCUUACAUUAUUUGUCUGUGAUGGAAAGAGCUGCUUAUGAUUUUGAAGGGGUGGGGGGAGGGAGGGUGCUGGUAAAGAGUAGGGUAUUUCUAUAACAGAUUUUAUUCAGUCUUUUAUUUCCUAAGAUUUUGUUGUUGUAACUUAAGGUAUCUUGCUACAGUAGACAGCUAGGAUUUGGAAUAGCAUACUUUAAGACUGUAAUUAGUUCAGCAAUAUUAGCUCACAUAUAGUACCGAGAAGAAUGUAAACUUCUUAGACUUCUUUGGUUUUCAGUUUGCUUGCAAUAUGUAAAAGAUUAAAACAGCUUAAUUUUGUACAGGUACAUAGAUUGACAUUUAUGUAAAAGUCCUUUCAAGACUCUACACACUGUUUUUGCUUUUUUUUGUUUGGGUUUGAGGGAUUUAUUUUGUUCUGGGUUGAGUUUCUUUUUUUUUUUUUUGUAAAAAGAUGUUGGGAUUGUUUUUCCCUAUGGAGGGCACAUUGGUAUUUAACAAAUCCUUUUUAAAGACUGUCAUCUCAUGAUCUGUGAUAUGGAGAGGUGGAUAUAUGGCCUCAUAUAUGAAAUGAGAAGUAGUUAAUGUAUUAUUUUAUAAGCCAAUCUAUCUUUGUGAAAAGAAUAAAGGGUUUAAUCGGGACUUACGGUAACCUGUAGUGAAAUACCUUAAGCUGUUUAACUGUAAGGUGUGGAAUAGGAGUCACUCAGUGGAUUGGUUGUAUGUUGUGGGCUACUUAAGUCUGCAUUUGUUACUGUGCUAAUAAAAAGAUGUUUAAAAAAAAAACAAAACAGAAGAAGAAAA